CCGCGGCACUGAACAAAGCUCUGAUUGGCUGGUGCUCUUGGUACCCAGACUUCCCGCCGCUGUAAGUCCUCGUUGUGAGAGAGCAUCCAGCUAACGGCUCCGUUUAACCAUGCCCAAAUCAAAAGAAGUGUUGUCCUCCACGUCCAGCAGUGAUUCUGACAGCGAAGCAGAGACAAAGGCCAAGAGGAAGAAGGUGAGCGCUCCAGAGAAGCCUGCUAAGAAACAGAAGAGUGGAGAGACCUCCAAACCAAGCAGUUCUUCUAAGCAGAGUGAUAAGAGUGCCGGAGACAACAUGUUCCAGAUUGGGAAGAUGCGCUAUGUUAGUGUCAGAGACUUUAAAGGAAAAGUCUUGAUUGACAUUCGUGAAUACUGGAUGGACCAAGCCGGUGAUAUGAAGCCUGGCAAAAAAGGUAUCUCACUGAACCCAGAACAGUGGAACCAGCUGAAGGAACAAAUGUCGGACAUUGAUGACGCAAUACGAAGAGUAUAAGACCUGUGAUGUGUGUUUCAGCAGGGGGUUCGGGGUGGGUCGGGAGGGCGUGGCAAAGUGUUUUUAGAAUUCCAUUCUUUGACAUCUGGGCACUUUGUAAAGCAGGUUUUUGUUCUUCUCCGCUUGUAUGUGGUUGGUGUUUAGAUGAAGCGUGUUUUUGUUUUUGAUGAUUUGCUGUUCAGAAUUCCAAACUGCGGUCUGAUGUUUGUAAUGGAUGACUGUCGGUCUGCAAUAUGGGUGAGAGUUGUUUUGAGAAUAAAAAUUACUAAGACGUU
This is a messenger RNA of Astyanax mexicanus (Mexican tetra), 765 nucleotides long. It is a transcript of the gene sub1b, whose product is annotated as SUB1 regulator of transcription b. NCBI's taxonomy places the organism in Eukaryota, Metazoa, Chordata, Actinopteri, Characiformes, Acestrorhamphidae. The record is from RefSeq and is a predicted model, not a curated record. Gene Ontology annotation, molecular function: transcription coactivator activity; DNA binding. Gene Ontology annotation, cellular component: transcription regulator complex; nucleus. The transcript has 5 exons. Bases 110 to 490 code for a protein of 126 amino acids. Gene Ontology annotation, biological process: positive regulation of transcription initiation by RNA polymerase II.